UCGGAACUCCUGCUUUGUUAAUUUGUGUACACUUGCAGAUAUCAAAGGCUGUUACGCUUGUUCAGUAUUUCUCCACAUACUGGUUUGGAUUUUCAUGCUUUAGUUUUUUUCCAGUUUUUAAAUCUGUACAAUGUUGGAUGUUCUCAUCAUCGGUGCAGGACCACAUGCUUUAACCCUAGCAUCCCUCUUAAGGCACCCCAACUUUUCAAACAGCGCUAAUGAUUCACACAUCCUAGAUGGGAUUUUCCUAAGUAAGACUAGGAUGAAAAAUGGAAAGUCAAGGACAAAGGGCAAAAAUGAAAUGACAAAACUAAUUGAACAAGCUGAUAAUCUCCUGAAGCAAGUGGAUACUCCUGAAAGCCCUCCUCUAUCUGUAAAAGUAGUUGAUCCCUAUGGUGAAUGGGUGACACUGUGGCAAAAGCAGUUUAAUGCCUUGAGAAUCCCGCAUCUCCGUUCCCAUACGCUUGUCCACACGGAUCCUUUCAACAAGAAAGCCCUACAGGAAUUUGCAGUGAAGCAUGAACGCACCGAAGAGCUCCACAGCUUGCCUGAACACAUUUAUAUUCAAGAUGAAAAUGCCUUCUUUAAUGAUAGCAGGCUGGGCAAGAAGGAAAAGAAGAAACUUUCAGCCAGUGGCGCUCUGAAACAAAGCCUGUAUUUUAGCCUUCCAAGUUCAGGACUUGUUAUGGACUUUUUCCAGCAGCAGAUCCACAGGUACCACUUGGAAAGCAUAUUGAUAAAAGGCACAGUGGAAAGAAUAAUUCCUAUUUUAGCUGUCCACAAUGACCAAAUACCAAGUAAAAAUGAACGGAAAUCAGUGCAGCACUUUAACAUAGUGCUUCAGAAUGGUGAUGUGAUUGCAGCACGGCAAGUGGUCUUAGCCACAGGGCCUACAAGAAUUCAAAUGGCAAACAUUCCCUCUUGGGUUAAAUCAAUCCAUGAAAGUUAUCCUGAAGAACGGCUUCAACACACAGUGCAGUUAAUUCAUUAUCAAGAUGGCAAACAAGUUUCAGCUUCUGUCUGCAAUUCUGGAGAAAGGGUCCUAGUUGUUGGAGGUGGGCUAACAAGCGCCCAUAUCAUAUUAUUUGCCUUUCAACAAGGUGCUAGACAUGUUCACUGGGUACUGAGGAAACAUUUACAGCUGAAGCAGUUUGAUGUUGGCGACAUUGAAACUCUUGUUGGGCGCUACUCUCACGUUGAACAUGGUAUUAAGCUGGAUGGGCUGGCAUAUCUGAGACAAUUCUACAAUGAGAGGAGCCUACAUAAGCGUCUAGCCAUGAUACGUCAAGCACGGAAAGGAGGUGCAGUAACGCCUGAAGCUUACAAACAGAUGCAGGAGUUUAUUAUCAGUGGUGACCUCAUGAUUAAAACCUACAGCCAGGUGUCUGAAGCUAAAUGGUCUUAUAAAGAUCAGGAAUGGAAGAUUCUUUUAAGUACAGGAGAAAGUCUUAAUAUUGACAGAAUCUGGCUGGCUACUGGCUGCAAGUUAGAUGUUUCACAGGACCCAUUGCUUACUGAUAUCACUGAAGAGUUUCCCAUUCAGGUUCUUGAUGGCUGGCCCUGCCUUUCAGAAAAUCUCCAAUGGGCUCCUGGCUGUAAUUUUUAUUUAAUGGGACAGUAUGCAGCUUUGCAGAUUGGACCUCAUGCAGUUAAUCUAGCUGGAGGACAAGCAGCAAGUGCUCGGAUUGCAAAGGCUAUUUUUAAUAAAUACAGGGAUUUAGAUGAUUGUCAGCCAUUUGAAAAAGGUGAAACUGAGGAAUAUCUUCUGCAGAUGCAUGGGCUCAUGUGGCUUUAACUGCUUACUCUGCAGAAAUCCAACUACUGCAUCUAAUCACUGAUGCAUUUCAUGUACAUGCUUAAUCUGAAGCUAAUCCAAGAUGGAAAAAUAUCUUAUUACAGGAGAAUCCAUCCAGAAACUCGUACUCACACAUAUUGUAUCAAUUUAAUGAUGCCAGUCAACAUAAUCUGCACAUUUUUGGAUGUGGAAGGACACUGGAAUACUGGAAAACUCACAUAAACAUGGUUGGAAUUACCUGAAACCACAUAGAUAGUGGCCCGGUUGAGCAUCAAAACACAACCACAGUGACAUUGUGCCACUGCUGUCAAAACAUUACUGGAAGCUAGUCUCACAUUCAUAUUAGUUGACAAAAGAGUUUCAAUGAGAAAUAAAAAAUGGUGAAAUUCAACAAAUUGCUUAAUUUUAA
Messenger RNA from Polypterus senegalus (gray bichir), 2204 nucleotides. RefSeq lists its product as uncharacterized. Bases 131 to 1795 code for a protein of 554 amino acids. The record is from RefSeq and is a predicted model, not a curated record. Gene Ontology annotation, molecular function: oxidoreductase activity. Lineage: Eukaryota; Metazoa; Chordata; Cladistia; Polypteriformes; Polypteridae. The transcript has 10 exons.